AUGAGUUAUGUUAUGCCUAAGUCAUUUAGUACUUGGCAAUGUCUUGUUCUAUUGUCAGCUUUGUUGAUCUCAUCGCUACUACUCUCCGUACAAUCUCAAUUAGAAAAUCGAUUUCGCUACUAUUCUUGCCAAACAGUGGGAGGGAACUUCACCGUCAACAGCAGCUAUGAAGUUAACCUCAACUCAUUCAUCUCCUCCCUCUCGUCUCUUCCGCAGAACGAAGAUGGAUUUUACAACGUUUCCGUUGGAGAAACUGAUAAUGAGAAAGUGAACUCUUUGAUGUUGUGUAGAGGUGACGUGAAACCAACUGACUGCAUUGGAUGCAUUAUUAGAGCCGGGCAAGAAAUUAGGGAACGAUGUCCGAACGAGAAAGAAGCAAACAUAUGGUACGACCUUUGUAUGCUCAGGAUGUGA
Messenger RNA from Capsella rubella, 414 nucleotides. Its product is annotated as cysteine-rich receptor-like protein kinase 26. The record is from RefSeq and is a predicted model, not a curated record. The coding region runs from base 1 to 414 and encodes 137 amino acids. The transcript is spliced from 2 exons. NCBI's taxonomy places the organism in Eukaryota, Viridiplantae, Streptophyta, Magnoliopsida, Brassicales, Brassicaceae.